GAUAUUCAACGUGUGCACUUUUCAUCCUCAUUUAUAAGUGUUCCUUGGGAAAAGAGGUGCACAAGGGUCAAACUGACACAGCUCAACUCAACUAUCAACUCUUGUAUUCUCCUCAAGUAUCUUCAGAAUUGGUUCUGGGUUUUGUAAGAAGAACAAGUCUUUGUGAGUUUUUCAAUGUGGGUUUUCUUGUUGCAUCACCCUCAGCACUAUGUUGGAGUCAGUGACUUGUUUCGGAAGCUAUAAGGGAUACGGCAUUAUCAAACAGAAGAGCUCAUUUAUGGCUUGCUCCAUAGGCACAUCACGGUUCUGUGGGCAAUUGUUCAGUCCUUAUUUUAGUAAUCAGCAAGUGCGCUCAUUGUCAUAUGCCAAUAAGUACAAGAUAAGACAUAGUCCUUUUGUUGCAAAAAGUCUCAUUCAAGGCAAUUCUUUGUCAAUUUCCUCUGUAUAUUGGUGGCGAGGACUUUAUUUCUCAAACCAUAGACCAGGCCAUUCAGCAAGAUGGAGGAUAUGUGCAACACUUGAUGUUGCCAGCGCUCUUGAUGUCAUUAAUGAUUUAGGAUUUGAUACUUUGACGUUCUUAGCUGUGACUGUUCUGGUUGUUCCCGCAUUCAAGAUCAUCAAAGCUAGCCCUAUACUCGGUUUCUUCUUCGCGGGGAUUGUACUCAAUCAGUUUGGCUUGAUACGGAAUCUCACAGAUGUCAAAGUUUUGUCAGAAUGGGGGAUUCUUUUUCUGCUAUUUGAGAUGGGAUUAGAGCUUUCAUUUUCACGUCUAAAGGCUCUUGCAAAAUUUGCCUUCGGUAUGGGAUUAACUCAGGUCGUAUUAUCUACUCUUGCUUUCACAGCGUUUGAACUUCCUCCUAACGGGGCUAUUGGAACACAAAUUUUGACGUUCCUCUUUAACUCACGGCCUGAUCUGGUCAAUAUCAGAAGCAUUGAUGAAGCAGUAGUGAUUGGUGCUGCUCUAUCUCUAUCUUCUUCAGCUUUUGUACUGCAGCUACUUGCAGAGAAAGGUGAACUCCCUACAAGAUUUGGUUCAGCAACUCUUGGGAUACUUCUUUUACAGGAUAUAGCAGUUGUACCUCUCUUAGUCAUACUUCCAGUGCUGGAAAGCCAGAACAUAGCGGAGGAAAGUAUAUGGCCAAUGCUUUUGAAGGAGAGUUUAAAAGCUCUAGGUGGGCUUGGGCUUCUUUCUCUUGGAGGGAAAUUAGUUCUAAGGCGAAUUUUUGAGUUUGUGGCAGAAGCAAGGAGUUCAGAGGCAUUUGUUGCGCUUUGCUUGCUGACGGUGGCAGGGACUUCUCUUCUCACUCAGAAAUUGGGGUUCAGUGACACGCUUGGAGCAUUUUUGGCUGGAGCACUGCUAGCAGAAACAAAUUUCAGGACACAAAUUGAAGCCGAUAUAAGGCCAUUUCGAGGCCUACUUCUGGGGUUAUUUUUUGUAACUACAGGGACGUCCAUUGACACGCAGGUUCUUUUCCGAGAGUGGCCGAAUGUGCUUUCGCUCUUGGCAGGUUUGAUAGUCAUCAAGACGCUGAUCAUAACAGCCAUAGGCCCCCGUGUUGGACUCACUUUACAAGAAAGUGUAAGAAUAGGAUUGCUUUUGUCUCAAGGAGGGGAGUUUGGCUUUGUAGUCUUUUCUCUUGCAAACAGGCUUGGUGUGCUACCACUUGAGCUUAACAAGUUGCUCAUUAUUGUUGUUGUCCUGUCAAUGGCAUUAACCCCGUUGCUUAAUGAAGCUGGAAGAAGAGCGGCUGCAUUUAUUGAUGAAAAUUUUGAAGCAGAGGAUAAAGUUCCUGAUGUGGUGAAUUUCAAUUCAAGUGAACCUAUUGUUAUUCUUGGAUUUGGACAAAUGGGCCAGGUCCUUGCCAAUUUCUUGUCCACUCCAUUGGCUUCAGGAAUAGAUGGAGACGCUCUAGGAUGGCCCUAUGUGGCUUUUGAUCUUGAUCCAUCUGUCGUGGAGGCGUCUAGAAAGCAAGGAUUUCCAAUUCUUUAUGGGGAUGGCUCUCGUCCUGAUGUUUUACAAUCUGCCGGUAUAUCUCUCCCAAAAGCUGUCCUGGUUAUGUACACUGCAAGGCAGAAAACAAUUGAUGCCGUUCAACGGCUUCGACUUGCUUUCCCGUCAAUCCCUAUUUAUGCCAAAGCUCUGGACUUGAAGCACCUUUUGGAUCUUAAAAAAGCAGGUGCAACAGAUGCCAUUAUGGAGAGUGCGGAGACUAGUUUGCAGUUGGGGUCUAAGCUUUUGAAAGGGUUUGGUGUCAUGUCUGAUGAUGUGAACUUUCUUCGUCAAAUUGUUCGUGAUUCCAUGGAGCUGCAAGCUCAAGACGUAGUUGAGAAAACUGAUGAGCAAGACUUGGAUAAUUUGAAGCCAUUGCAGGUGAGAGUUGCUGAUUUAAUUGAUGACCCCUCAUCCAUUUCAUCAACUUCAUCGGAAGAGAAUUCAUGGGAGGUAAACCGGGUAGGUGCCUCUUACAUCUCGACAUUGCAGGGAGAAGUGAACGAAGAAGAGCAUGACAGUGAACUACAACGGUCUGGGCAUACAGAAGGCGAAGAAGUUUCAAAUGGUAACUUAGACACAAAGAAUGGAUUUCCGGUUAAAUCACAAGAUGUAGAGGAGAAGAUAAAAAAUGUAGACCCAUCUUCCCCAUAUGUAUCAACAAAGGAUGAACAGUAAUAAUCAGGAAAGAAAUAUGGGAACUUUGGGUUUCACUCCGCUGAUAUUAUAAUUCCUUGAAGCCUGGAAGGUGCCAAAGACUUGUUUGAAGUUGGAGCUAAUAGUGUAUGAAGACAGCCAAAAUAUGUUUCAGGAAAAGUAGCAAAGGGACACACUAAAUUUUUUUAAUUCAACUCACAGG
Messenger RNA from Fragaria vesca subsp. vesca, 2849 nucleotides. RefSeq names its product K(+) efflux antiporter 3, chloroplastic-like. Bases 209 to 2668 code for a protein of 819 amino acids. Gene Ontology annotation, biological process: proton transmembrane transport; potassium ion transport. The record is from RefSeq and is a predicted model, not a curated record. Gene Ontology annotation, molecular function: antiporter activity. The transcript is spliced from 19 exons. NCBI's taxonomy places the organism in Eukaryota, Viridiplantae, Streptophyta, Magnoliopsida, Rosales, Rosaceae. Gene Ontology annotation, cellular component: membrane; chloroplast.